This is a messenger RNA of Protobothrops mucrosquamatus (brown spotted pit viper), 2523 nucleotides long. It is a transcript of the gene TBC1D1, whose product is annotated as TBC1 domain family member 1. NCBI's taxonomy places the organism in Eukaryota, Metazoa, Chordata, Lepidosauria, Squamata, Viperidae. The transcript is spliced from 16 exons. The annotation marks the transcript as partial. The record is from RefSeq and is a predicted model, not a curated record.
GUGGAUGAGAUCAUGAUGACCCUGAAGCAAGCUUUCAGCGUGGCGGCCAUCCAGCAAAAUUUCAAAGCCCAGCUUCAAUUCUGCGACGGGUGUCCGAUGCAAAUUCUUCAUAAGCUUUGUGAAAAGAUAGAAGGGACGCAUCCUUCUAAAAUUAAGUUGGAACUGCAAAAACAUUUAACAGCACUGAAUAACCAAGAGCAAGCCUCCAUCUUUGAGGAAGUUCAGAAAAUAAGGCCAAGAAAUGAACAGAAGGAGAAUGAACUAAUCGUGUCUAUCCUGAGAAGCAUGUAUGAAGAAAAACAGAAGGAUCACGUUCACCUGGGGGACGUUAAACAGGCCACGCAAUCUUCUGUAGAAGCCCUGGGAAACGAAAUGCCGAACAACACAACUCGCUUCAAGCUUGACGUGCUCAGGAGCAAAGCCAAAAGGUCCCUUACAGAAUCCUUAGAAAAUAUUUUAUCUCGGGGAAAUAAAAGUAAGAGCCUACAGGAAACUUCCGGAAGUAUUGAUUUGGAUAGCUCCAUAUCCAGCACGCUGAGUAACAUCAGUAAAGAUACGUCUGUCGGUGACCACGAAAAUCAUUUCCCCCUGGAGAGCCCUCUAAAUCCAAAUGGAUCCAUGGACAAUCUUGACCUUCUCUCCACCAUGUCGGAAGGACCAUCUGAAGAACAUCCUGCCCAAUCGGCCUACCAGGGCUUCAGAAGGCGCGCUAACACCCUCACCCACGUUCCCUUGGAGAUGCAGGAGCCGUCUGAAUCUGCGGAAGCAUCUCUGUCUGUUUCGCAAAGAAAACUUCUGAGGUACCAUUCCAUGACCACAGAAACUCCAGACCACCAAAAGUAAGAUUAUGUUUCUGGCCGGGGAAGGGAGAGGCAGGGGGAGAAAAUGUUUGCAGUAUACGGUACACGAUCAGCAGAUCCCUUCUUGCCAACUACGUUCAGCACCUCCUACCGUUCCUCUCUCCAGCAAAAGCUUCACUCCUGCUCUUCUGUACCCAAUUUCUUAAAAUUCCUGGCUCCUGUCGAUGAGAAUGUCACUUCCGACUUUAGGAAGUCCACCAGAGAUAACAAAUCCAAGCCGAAUGAAGCAGAUUUGGUCCCCGAGACCCCGGUGAAGGCUCGAAGACAUUCUUGGAGGCAGCAGAUCUUUUUAAGAGUGGCGACACCACAAAAAGGAUGUGAUUCUUCCGGUUGGCACGAAGAUUAUUCUGAACUGGGAGAAUUGCCACCUCGAUCACCGUUGCUGCCAGUUUGUGAAGACGGUCCCUUCGGAGCCACAAAAGAAGAUAGGAAAAGGACACCCAAGGAGUUGCGGGAACUUUGGCAAAAAGCCAUUCUCCAACAGAUACUCCUCCUUAGGAUGGAAAAGGAAAACCGGAAACUGCAAGCUUCUGAAAACGAUCUACUCAAUAAGCGUCUGAAGCUUGAUUACGAAGAAAUCACCCCGUGCCUCAAAGAAGUAAUGUCGGUUUGGGAUAAAAUGCUGAACACACCAGGAAGAUCGAAGAUGAAGUUUGACAUGGACAAAAUACACGCUGCUGUUGAGAAAGGAGUUCCUCGGCAGCAACGGGGGGAGAUAUGGAAAUUUUUAGCAGAGCUGCACCAACUCAAGCACCCAUUUCCAAAUAAGCAACAGCCAAAGGACACCCCUUACAAGGAGCUCCUGAAACAGCUGACUUCCCAGCAGCAUGCAAUUCUGAUUGAUUUGGGACGCACUUUCCCGACACAUCCCUACUUCUCAGCCCAGCUUGGAGCUGGACAGCUCUCUCUCUACAAUAUCUUGAAGGCGUAUUCCCUCCUGGAUCAGGAAGUAGGCUAUUGUCAAGGCCUCAGUUUUGUGGCAGGGGUGUUGUUGCUGCACAUGAGCGAAGAAGAAGCCUUCAAGAUGCUGAAGUUCCUGAUGUUUGAUAUGGGCCUUAGGAAGCAAUAUCGACCCGACAUGACGAUUCUACAGAUCCAGAUGUAUCAGCUUUCUCGACUGCUUCAUGAUUACCACAAAGAUCUCUACAACCACUUUGAAGCCAAUGAGAUCAGCCCCAGCCUCUACGCUGCCCCUUGGUUUCUGACCGUGUUCGCUUCCCAGUUCCCCCUGGGAUUUGUCGCCCGGGUGUUUGACGUCGUACUUUUGGACCAAACGAUCGUUGACUUCAUUAAAAGUAUCCUCCCCAAUCUAGGCUUGGUACAGAUGGAAAAAACCAUUAACCAGGUAUUUGAGAUGGAUAUCUCCAAACAGCUGCAAGCUUAUGAAGUGGAAUACCAUGUGCUUCAGGACGAAUUAACAGAUUCUUCUCUCAAUGACAACCAAAGGAUGGAUAAACUGGAGAAAGCCAACAGUGGUUUACGGAAGCAAAACUUUGAUCUUCUUGAGGAGCUGCAGGUAUGGACUGCACUUUAUGCAUGACGUGUUAAACGAGACAUUGAGCGAGUAAAGAGAUACUCGUGUUUAUUUCUGCCGGAUGCAAUCAACAAUGAAUACCUUUCCCUUGGUCAAAAAUUAAUUUGAACAAAUCUUAUGGGGUAGCCA